AUGCAUAGCUAUGGAUCCGAGUAAGUAGCUUCAUGGACUGUGCUCGUGGUGUGGGAUUAUUCAGGAGCUAAUGGAAAACUACCCAGCAGCAAUUUCCUUCAACACGUCCUCUUUGAAUGUCAACCCUCGAGUUGUUUUUCUUCACCAUCAGCUGGUGACACUGCAUGCGUGAGUUAUCCCUUGACAUGGCUGUGCAGUCUUAGAUAUGACGGAAAAACUGACACGAAAAAAUAGACAUUGGACAUCAGUGACACAGCGGAAGGAUUGACUUCGUACGGUUGAGAAUCCGGGUCAUUGGGACACUAAAUGUGAGUCUUCACUGUCAUUGCUAGAGAUGGACAACAGCAAGAAUACUGAUAGCUGUAACGAACCACGCAAGAAAACAGGCUCUGGUCGCGUGAAGUGCGGCUCAUCAUCCCGUGGCAGAUCCUCAACGGCGCGGUUCGGUUCGGUGACCAUCGCGUUGGCAGGUGUGUGCCAAUCUUUCAAAAGCAAAACGCAGGGCAGCAUGACUAACUGACCGGUUGGACUGUAACAUCACAGGGGACAAGUUUUCUCAAGAUGCCUUCCCAUUAUUCCCAAGUCAUCGCCUGCACAAAUCGUCGACGCUUGCAUCAUGGAAUGCUGACUUCUGGGGGGAAGUUGAGGUGCUGCAUCUCUCUGUAAGUAGCGGUCCUUGCCUGACUUUUAGACCCUGUACUAACAGUGGCACGGUGCAAGCGCAGACAAACAUGGGUCUUCUGGCCGCUGCAGACCGCAUGACCGAAACGGAACGGGCAAACGCACAGAACUUUGCAGAUUGGCUCUUAGGAGUUGGAGACGGCUCGGCGAACAAAACAAAAGACUCUGUCGCGCUCCCACGUGAGCUUCUCCUGCCGGCGACCACGAGGAACAGAUCCGGGUUAAUCAGACACGUGUAUCCCGUCCCCGCGCUCGAACUCGACAAUACGUCAAUAGGCGAAAAAGUCGAAUACUUCCGAGAUCGAGCAAUUCUGGCGCCCAAAAACUCGCAGGUGGAUCAGAUCAACGACAUGGUGCUCGACCUGCUGCCGGAUGACGCUCAAAUGUUCUACAGCGCGGAUUCGAAAACGAAGACGAAUCACUAUUCUCGAUCGAGUACCUUCAGAGUCUCAACAUCCCCGGGAUGGCGUUGCACGCUGCAAAAUUCAAAGUGGGAUGUCCCGUCAUGCUCCUCAGAAACUUGGACCCCGCCGCGGGGCUGUGCAACGGCACCAGGCUGUUGUUAACUCGGUUACACACCCGCGUGCUCGAAGCCAUCAUUCUCACAGGAGAUCAUGCUGGACAACCCGUUUUGUUGCCACGGAUCACGCUGAAGACAGGGUCAUCGGCUGAGCUUCCGUUCACUCUGCAUCGGACGCAGUUUCCGAUUCGGCUCGCAAUGGCUAUGACGAUCAACAAGUCGCAAGGCCAGUCACUCGCGCAGGUAGGAGUGUGUUUGGAGACGCCCGUCUUUUCUCACGGCCAGUUGUACGUCGCGUUGUCCCGAGCAACGAAUGUGGACGGUGUCAGAGUUUUGCUUCAUCAGACAGAGAAUGGAGAAGCAGACAAUGUAACAGAAAACAUCGUUUUUAGAAUGGUUUUUGAGUUGAUGAAAUGA
Molecule: messenger RNA, 1618 nt
Organism: Microbotryum saponariae
Lineage: Eukaryota; Fungi; Basidiomycota; Microbotryomycetes; Microbotryales; Microbotryaceae
Source: the annotation of a GenBank genome assembly